This is a messenger RNA of Rhopalosiphum padi (bird cherry-oat aphid), 1422 nucleotides long. RefSeq lists its product as uncharacterized. The coding region runs from base 111 to 803 and encodes 230 amino acids. The record is from RefSeq and is a predicted model, not a curated record. The transcript is spliced from 6 exons. Lineage: Eukaryota; Metazoa; Arthropoda; Insecta; Hemiptera; Aphididae.
AAAAAAAUGUCUGGUCCUUUUAGUGAGUUUCUAAACACUUUUGUCUAGUUGAAUAUUGACUAAUAUAUAUUAAUUGUUUAUUACUAGGCAAAGAAAAAAUAGCAAAAGAAAUGGCAAAAUCUUUGUCUGGUAAUGAUGACAGUGAUGAUAUUGAGACAAUGCAGGACUCUGAAGGUAGUGAUUUUGGACAAGCAGAUUCAGAGAAUAGUGAUACUGCUGCUGAUAUAAUUACAGGAACAUCUUAUAAUGUGAAAUCUAAGAAACAUCCAACCAACUAUAAAUAUAAAGAAAAGGAUAGUACAUUAAAAGAUAAUAACUUUGUAGCAGUAACACUUUUGAGUGGUCCAUCAACAUUUACACAUAAUGUAGUAAAUAGCCCUAGCUCUGAAAAUACAAGUGAAUUAUUGCCUGCAAUAAUUUCAAAAGAUGCAGUGUUAUAUUCAAAUGUAGAUACUAAUCAUACAAAUGGUUAUGAAAAACGAGAUAUUUUUUCAGUCGAUUCAUCUACAUGCAAUAAUCUUGUUUCAACAAAUGCUGAAGAUAAAAGUGUAUCAAAUCAAAUAAAUUGUUUCGAAAUGGUGAAUAAUGACCUGCAAGAAAUUGAUUCAAAUCAUGCAAUGGAAUUGGAGGAAUUAUUAGGUAGUUUUGUAGAGCAAGAGCAUCACGACAAUGUGAGUAUUGGAUCUCCGUCGAAUCAUGGAAAUGAAAUGAUACAAUAUGAUAAUGAUGCAUCAGAUUACAAUAUAUCAGCUGUAGAAUCAACAAAACACAAUUGUUAUUGCAAUGAUGAAUUGAAAAAAUAAAAUUAAGCAUUAAAAAGAGCCAACAACAAAUUUUAACACAACUUUUGUUAAAUAAUUCAAAUCAAAUAAAAGUUUGUAAUUAUUUGGAAUCAAUGGAUAAAAAAAAUAACAAAAUAUUAGAAAGUGAUAAGAAACUCCGUAGCUCUGCAAUUCCAUUGCCAAAAAUUCCAGCACCCUUUUUAGGUUUAUUACCUAUUGCAACAAAUAAUAACCUUGAAAUGGUUGAAAAAUUUAUAUCAUCAACCCACGAAUAUUCUCAAGCAAAUAAAGAAGAAUUGAAAAAAUAUGUAUCACUUCGUGUAAAUGCAUCGACUUCAAUAAACCUUGCAGUUAAAACUGCUUUUAAUCUAUGCAUGACAAGAGAAAUUGGUGAGCAAUUUAGUUUCCAUGGCAAAACAAAGAAAUCUUUUGUGGCUCUUGAAAUAUACAAAGUGUUAUCAGAAUCACUUUCUGGUUGGAUAAAUACCAUCCAAGACCUCAAGGUAUUUAGAGAAAUAAUUUCAAAUAUUUUAAAACAUUGCCGUCCAAUUCAACAUCAGAAAUCACCUUUACAGAUGGAAUCCUCAAAAUAGUAGUUGGCAUAAUUUUAUAUUUUUUAUAUUUAAAAUUUAUUAGCAAG